This is a messenger RNA of Aspergillus luchuensis, 822 nucleotides long. Its product is annotated as Zn(II)2Cys6 transcription factor domain-containing protein. The coding region runs from base 1 to 822 and encodes 273 amino acids. Gene Ontology annotation, molecular function: zinc ion binding; DNA-binding transcription factor activity, RNA polymerase II-specific. NCBI's taxonomy places the organism in Eukaryota, Fungi, Ascomycota, Eurotiomycetes, Eurotiales, Aspergillaceae. Gene Ontology annotation, biological process: regulation of DNA-templated transcription. The transcript is spliced from 4 exons. The record is from RefSeq and is a predicted model, not a curated record.
AUGGCGCCUGCAAAGCCGAACAAAGUGUCACGGAUCACAGUGGCUUGUAAUUCCUGCCGGUUCCGGAAACAGAAGUGCAGCGGGAAUAAGCCAAUUUGCACUCAAUGCGACCAGCACAAUCGGUCGUGCGACUGGCCCGAACAGUUGAAACGUGGGCCGGCAAAAGGUUACAUAGAAGCCUUGGAACACCGUCUUCAUGAAACAGAGAGUCUUCUUCUGAAUCUUCUCGCCCAGAUCCCGGACUCUCAGCUCUCUGCCAGUGUCCAAGGACGCCAAGAUCGUUCAAGCAGGCAUCGAAACAGCGGCAGUCCGCCUCAAACGUACUCGUCAUCUUCCCGCCUCGGAAAGCGAGGCACUGACUAUUGGAAGAAGUUUCCUCUACACACAGUACAGGAAAUCCGGGACUGGCAGAAUGACUGUUUGAGCAAUGAAGGAGAUGGUUCGUCACGGCACUCUUCGGGACCUGAAGCCGUUGAGCGUCCUUCUGUCUCACACCCUGAAUACCAACCGGAGACUGGAUCUCCAAAAGACCAGAUGCCCGAAUUCCAAGGAUAUCGCGAAAUGCCUACGCUACCACGGAUACACCAGAUUGAUAUACCCAAUAGUCCGAUCGAUGCCGGUUUAUCGUCGGCUAAAGUUCUAUAUAGCAGCGCAUUAGAUGGCGAGGCCAGGGAGAAUCGUCCACGAAUGGAUCCUGUUUUCGAAGCGAUACAGUAUCAACGCGCUCGAGCGGAAGCGGUCCAUGAAUUUCCUAGUUUGCAGAAACCGAGUCUGUGGAGGGGUGCACCUCCUGUGAGCUUUCAACAGCAAUUUCUUUGGUAG